This is a messenger RNA of Aspergillus thermomutatus, 1503 nucleotides long. Its product is annotated as sugar transporter family protein. The coding region runs from base 1 to 1503 and encodes 500 amino acids. Gene Ontology annotation, cellular component: plasma membrane. Gene Ontology annotation, molecular function: secondary active monocarboxylate transmembrane transporter activity. The transcript has 4 exons. The record is from RefSeq and is a predicted model, not a curated record. Gene Ontology annotation, biological process: plasma membrane lactate transport. Lineage: Eukaryota; Fungi; Ascomycota; Eurotiomycetes; Eurotiales; Aspergillaceae.
AUGGCUGAACAGUAUGAGGGAAAGCCUCACCAUGAGGAGCCCGUCUCAGCCACGGACGAGGACGGCCCUCGCAUGAGCAUCGGCGGAUACCUCAUCACUCGAAUUCCGACCUUGAAGCCGCCGAUGAACCCUGCUCCCAAUCCUUUCAAGGCUCUUGCCCUCCUGAACAAACAACAAUGGUUAUUUUUCCUGGUCGCCUUUCUCGGCUGGACAUGGGACGCCUUCGAUUUCUUCACCGUCUCCUUGACCACCUCCGGACUGGCCGAGACGUUCGGUAAAUCCAUUUCCGAUAUCACCUGGGGUAUCACCCUCGUGCUCAUGCUCCGAUCCGUCGGCGCCAUCACAUUCGGUAUCGCGUCCGAUCGCUGGGGCCGGAAGUGGCCUUUCGUCGUCAACAACAUCCUCUUCAUUGUUCUGGAGCUCGGAACGGCUUUCUGCCAGACAUACAAUCAGUUCCUUGCCUGCCGUGCUCUCUUCGGAAUCGCCAUGGGCGGAUUGUACGGUAAUGUAGCGGCCACUGCCCUCGAGGAUUGUCCCAUGGAGGCGCGUGGUAUUGUCUCCGGUCUGCUGCAGCAGGGCUACGCCUUCGGAUACCUACUCGCAACGGCUUUCGCGCGCGCCCUCGUCAACACCACCUCGCACGGCUGGAGACCCUUCUACUGGUUCGCUGCUUGCCCUCCCGUCCUCAUCAUCGCCUUCCGGCUGUGUCUGCCCGAGACCCAGGCUUUCAGACAGCGCCAGGCGAUCCGUGCCGAGGUCCGCGGCGGCGUCACUUCGACCUUCUUCUCGGAGGGUAAGAUCGCCCUCAAGCGGCACUGGCUGCUGCUGAUUUAUCUCGUGCUGCUCAUGGCCGGAUUCAACUUUAUGUCCCACGGCUCCCAGGACCUCUACCCCACCAUGCUGUCAAACCAGUUCCGCUUCUCUGCCAACGCCGUCACCGUCACCCAGGUCGUCGCCAAUCUCGGCGCCCUGUCCGGCGGUACCCUCUGCGGCUGGGCGAGUCAGAUCUUCGGCCGACGAUUCUCCAUCAUCGUCAUCAGCAUCGUCGGCGGUGCCCUGCUCUACCCCUACACCUUCGUCACCGACAAGUCCGUCAUGGCAGCUGCUUUCUUCGAGCAGUUCUGCGUGCAGGGCGCCUGGGGCGUCAUCCCCAUCCAUCUGAUGGAGCUUGCGCCUGGCGCUAUCCGUACCUUUGCUGUCGGUACCGCGUACCAGCUGGGUAACCUCGUUUCGUCUGCCAGCUCUACCAUCGAGUCGACGAUUGGUGAGCGGUUCCCCCUGCCGCCUACGGAGAAGGUCAAGCACCGCUACGAGUAUGGCAAGGUUAUUUGCAUUUUCAUGGGAUGCGUCUACGCCUAUGUCAUCAUCAUUACCUUCUUUGGGCCGGAGAGACUGGGCCGUCAGUUUGAUGUCGCGCAUGACUCUGAUAUGGCAGAAGUGGCCGCUCAACGCGGAGUCAUCGAUGAGGAUCCUGAGAAGGCCACGGCUUCUCAUAAAGCCUAA